CAGGGGAGGGGCAUGGAAGAGCAACUUGUGGAACGUACCCCCCCAACCAACCCCACGCCACACAGAUCCCAGCACGCUCCAACGGUCCAACAACUUUUAUCAAUUCAUUCUCAAAAGUUCGACGGGCGGAACAAACCAGCGGGACUAGCGGGUUGAGACUGGCUUUUGGAACGCACAGAACUUACAUAUACAGCACUUACGCUGCUUUUACCGCCCGUACAUACAGUAACUAUUAGAGGAAGAGGACAGCCACCAGCUAUAGCAGCAGCCGCCACCGGCGUCCAUUUCACAGCCGGAGCUACAGCGUUCAUAUAACAGUGACCCAAUUGGGAUAGUUCCCACGCAGUUGCACCUCAUAGCCUUGCUUGCCAUCACUGCAACAGACUCACUUUCCUCACAGCGGACUCGGGGAGGCUCCGCCUGACAUCACACCGGAGAUAGAUACCGUUCGCGAUGGCACACCGGCCACUCACCCCUGCCGUGCGGCUUGCCCCGCAUAUUGAGACCGCCCGCGUAGGCUCGUACGAAAAGUCUGACGAGGACGGCAAAAUAUGGUUCAAACUCCAAAUCAUACCCGCAAAUGUCACUUCCUCUCGUUGGGCAGCUACCAGCGCAAAGCAAGCUAGCCCUUUUCACCGCUCACCACUGGAUAUCCCGCUCUCCCCACUUUCUCCUCCUGGGACUCCCGGAAGCACACUAGGGAGAGUUUUAGCUCGCCCACCGCCGUAUGUGGUCAGGCGGCGGUAUGAGCACUUUGUGGAGUUCCACAACGCAUUUAUGGCCCUAGUGAAGAAGAACCCAGAGCAAUUGGCUCCUGGACAGGCUUUGCCGCGGCUGCCGAAAAGCAAGAUUUUCGUGACCAGGGCGGUGUGUGAGGAGAGAGUUGUGAGGUUGGACCAGUAUGUGAGGGAGCUCUUUACACUGUCGCCAUGGGUGACGAGGAAUAUCCUGUUGGCGGAGUUUUUCGGGGAAUGGCCCAUGGACGCAAGCUCGGACGGACCAGCUGUUGUGGAGAUCAAGGAGCCGGAGCUUGAAAAGACCGAUUCCUAUUUCCCAAAGCGUUCCCUCAGCAGAAAGUCGAGCAACAAGUCCGAUCGGAACAAGCACAAGAGCAACUCUACAACAGACAACGAGGAUGUUGCAUUGGAUGAGGACUGGCUAAAACCGAUUGAAGUGAAACGUCAAUCCCGGCUGCUCACCGACUUCAUGUCGGGCCGCUCCGCACCCGCUUCAAUGCAUAUGAGGACACCGAGUAGAGGUCGAACGGAUGCGAUCCCUGAGGAUGGGGAGACUCCAGUCGGCCCGCUCCGGAGACGACCGUCCUUACCACAGAACCAUCUGAACCUCAAUGACAUAUCCAUACCAUCCUCAAAACUCUCCGUCAUCCUCCCUGCAGGCAUCCCGUCCUUGCCACGCACACCAUCGAUCCCGGUCAGGAGAGAUUCGCACAAAUGGGCUUCAGGGUCGAAGCCGUCCUUACCGAUCCGAGUCGGCACUCUGGAGCGUACGAUCGUAGCGCUGUCCGCCACCAUCUUGACGCAGAACAGCCCGUCAGACGAGGAACUGUACAAAUUGAAAUCUGCGCCGCUUCUUUCGACCGAGAAGGAAGACCAACAGCUGCAAUCACCUAUUAGCAGUGAUGGGCCUGGCAGUGGUAGAAGCACACCGGCACGGUCGCCGAGUCAGAGGAAAAGGUCUAGUCCAUUCAGGGAUCUUGCAGAGAGCAAACCAUCUCUGACGAGGAAAAGCACAGAGGAAAGGAGAGCGAUUUUCUCGUUGCGGAGUAGUGGCAGUAGCGACCCGAAGUCACCCGCUCCGGACUCUCCGGGCCACUCGUCAACGUCGAGCCCACGGUCUUCGACCUCAUCGUCGUCUCCUUCGCGCUUGGAGCCGCCAAUGAGGCGAGCUCUGGGUCCCCGCGAGAUGCCGUCACCACCUGCAGACUUUGUGCAUCCGAACGUCAAAGAAGCGAUGGCGGCCACCAAAGAGUCGUUAAAGUCGCGGUCCAGCCAGGACAGCACUCGAUCUGGGAAAAUCUCUCGAAAGUCGAGCCCGUUGAGCUUCUUCAAGCGUAAUAAAAGCACGCCCGACCUGGAGAUCAUGACUCAUGAUACUGAAGAAGUACCCGAGAUGCCACUGCGGUCUAGGCUGACAGUCAGUAAAGAUGCGUCGCCUACCACUACGACGUUUGAUAUAGGCCCGCUGAAGAGGUCGAAGAGCAAAGAGCGUCUCAGUCCUCGACCGCUGUUGGAUUACUUUGGAUCUACGACUCUUCAGCGCGCAAACACGGCCCCGACGGCAAAUGUGACGGUGGACACUGCCGCUGCCAACCUCGCUGUUAGCAAUGCCGAGGAGGAAAGUGACACUGUCGAUGCAUUGAACAAGGAUACGUCUGCUGUGCCCGCGAGCCCGGAGACUAUGAGUGCAAAGUCGCUAUUGAAGAAAGCAAGUGGCGAACUGGGAUUGCAUCGCGUACCGUCGUUACUCUCGCGGACGAGGACGCAGAUAGGCAAACGUGGAAAACCAAUCGCGCCUUUCGACCCGAACGACCCUUCCAUCCCGCCUUGGAACCGUCCUCUAGCCACCGCAGCUGGUGCCGAUGGGGGCCUGAAGCGGACGGAUAGUUUCGUGAAGAACGGGAUUAUUUACACUGAUACCACUGCCGCGACACCGCCGGUUGCGCCCGCCGCCGGACCUGCUCCGUUCUCGGCCCCACCACGGUCGAACUCACCUCUUCGAUCAAGCUCUCCCAUGCGAAACGCCGCUGGCAAAGAAGUGCGCUACACUCAACCACCCAAUUUGAUGCGAGCACGCACCAUGAACGCAAAGCUCGACGUGCGCCGGUCCCCAUCACCCUUCACAUCGAUGUCACGCGGCCCACGCAGCGCAGGCCCGCUUGAGAACACACUCGCGCGGUCCUUCUCCAUGCGACACCGCAAUGCCUCCCAGGACGACUCCCUCAAACAGCCGGGACCAGGGAGGUUCUCCACGCGGCCGGGCAUGCCGCACUCCGCCUCCUCAUCAGCCCUCACGACGCUAAACACCCCGUCAUCACCCCGCUCAUCCUCACCUUUCGGCAACAAAAGCAACAAAGCGGUCGCCCUCCGCCGCUCGCACACGAUCACAUCAACCCCGGAUAGCGUCCUCAAACACUUCGUGCAUGUGAAAGCGCAGCAUGACGGUGUCACGAUCUUGCUGAAAGUGAGCAGGACGACUAGCUUGAAGGUCGUGUGUAACAGGUUGCAGGACAAGUUCUUCGGCGAGGGGAAGGGCGAGACUGAACGAAAGAUUUUGGGACUGACGUACCGUGAUGAGGAGGGGAGUACGAUUGAUGUGAUGGAUGAGGAGGAUUGGGCGGUUGUGUGUUUGAUUGCCGAUGGGAAGAUUGUGGUUGGGAUUAAGCUGGAGCAGGGUGCCGAUGUUGCGACGCCGGACCGAUGAUCAUUCGAAACGGCGAUAUCGACGCACAUCCGGCAUACGCGAUGAUACCUCACGGACUGGACGACUUUUUACCUCAUCUAACCUGUUUUUGAAUGAUCUACCUCCUUUUGGCUUUGCUCUACCCGGAAACGAAAACACGGCGUAUUUCUUGUUGCUGUAUCAAUCGGCGUAUUCACCCCUGGCCUUUUACUGUUUUGGCAUUUGGACUGUUAUUUAUUUCAUGGGGUUAGUUGGGGUGUCCGUUUAGAUAGUAAGCAGUCGAUGGGGAUCGGAAGAUGGAGAUAUGUGUGGGAGGUUCUAUGGUGUAUAUGUAUGUGUUGUUGGUCGUUGGAUGGGAAUGUAUUAAGUUUCUGCGGCAGGCUCGUUCCCAAC
This is a messenger RNA of Fimicolochytrium jonesii, 3813 nucleotides long. RefSeq lists its product as uncharacterized. The coding region runs from base 454 to 3441 and encodes 995 amino acids. The record is from RefSeq and is a predicted model, not a curated record. Gene Ontology annotation, molecular function: phosphatidylinositol binding. NCBI's taxonomy places the organism in Eukaryota, Fungi, Chytridiomycota, Chytridiomycetes, Spizellomycetales, Powellomycetaceae. The transcript is spliced from 2 exons.